Messenger RNA from Paramecium tetraurelia, 900 nucleotides. RefSeq lists its product as uncharacterized. Gene Ontology annotation, molecular function: ATP binding; protein kinase activity. Gene Ontology annotation, biological process: protein phosphorylation. The record is from RefSeq and is a predicted model, not a curated record. The transcript has a single exon. Lineage: Eukaryota; Ciliophora; Oligohymenophorea; Peniculida; Parameciidae.
AUGGAUUAUUUAUUAAAUAAUAUUGAGGUAGAGAUAGACUUAGAUUAAAGUGACGAUUCAUCGAAUUAGAUAUGUUUUAAGGUAUAUAAUAAAAAUCUGUAAACUUUUUGGAUGGUUGAACAUAAAUGUGAAGAAAUACAAAGAUUUGGAUUAGAUGUUUUUAAUUCUUAAAUGCCUGAGGAAAGCAAUGAAAGAUUUCAAUGGCUAAUGGAUUUAUGCAAUAAGGUUAAUAAGGUUUAAAAUAAUGAACAAUGCAUACUUGAAUUCUUUAAAUCAAAACCAAUUGAGAUGAAAAGAAAGCAAUCAAAAAAAAGAAGUCUUUCAACUUUUAGUCAUUUGUUAAAAAUGUCAUGUAUUGAAGAGACUAGAACUCAUAGUAGAAACACUGUAUCAACUAAGUAAAAACAAUACACUUAAAUAAUACUGGAAAAUUCAUCUAGAUUUUGUGAUUUGAAAACAACUCGAGAUUUUAUUGAUUUAUUAACCUUGUUACAUUAUAGAGAUAUUAAAAAAGUUGGAUCUGGAGCAUAAUCCUAAGCAUUCAAAGCCCUUAAUUAACAUGAGCAUUUGGUGGCUGUGAAAAUUUCUCAAAACACUUAAGAAAAUCUAUAUGCAGCAUUAAUGUAAAGACAGAUAAAUUAGGACGUGGCAGAAAACUUCGUAGGAAACUACUUGUUUUAGUAUCAAAUCUUAGAAGUGGAGGACAUUUUAAUCAUAGAAGAAGAAUUAGCACAAAACACUUUGGAAGAUUUAAUUGACAAAAAAUAAAAUCAGAAAGAGAAUUUCACAAAUGAUGAGAUUCUGCAAAUCAUCAAAGAUAUUGUUGAUCAAUUAUACAAUCUGCAUAUUGGGAGAUGUAAACAAUAUCCAUUAAUAAUUAAUAGAAUCGGCUCACAAUGA